Molecule: messenger RNA, 372 nt
Organism: Clunio marinus
Lineage: Eukaryota; Metazoa; Arthropoda; Insecta; Diptera; Chironomidae
Source: the annotation of a GenBank genome assembly
AUGAAGAAAUUGAAAAGUGUUCAAACCCUCGAGGCUCAACCUAGUAUCAUAGACCUGGCUUGCUCAGGUGUGGGUGAGCCGCUUGCUCGGCUCACCUUUUUUUCCGGCUUACCGGCUCAACUCAGCUCACCUUUUUUUUUCCGGCUCACCGGCUCAGCUCAGCUCACUUUUUCUUCUCUGCUUGUUUGCUCGGCUCACCUGUCUGGAUAUUUGUCGGCAGUGAGCCUGGCUCACCUGGAUAUUUUUGCUAGGCUUUCAAUACAAAAAGGUGUAGAAGAAGCUUAUCAAUUUUGUUUAUCAUUAAUUAUGGUUGUCAGGAAGGAAUUUGCGGUUUGUUUCCAGACUAAAAAUGAUCAUCCACAAGCUACUUGA